AACAGACGGCCGGAUGGAAAUCGCUCAAUAAUUCGACAAUUAAAACGCUAGAAAUUUGUGUUUUUUUUGUGAUAUCAAUGCCGGACGAGGCAAGCUGAUAGAGACGUCGGAGCGGAGUAAUGCAGUUGCGGUGGAUUCCUCCGAUGAACGGGUAUCUGAAAGCCGUGCCAGGUGAAAAGUACAUUGCAACGCUGGACAUUGGCACCACGACGAUAAGAUGCUUUAUCUACGCCGUGAAUCGCGAUAUCGGCAAGCUGGACGUCGUUGGGACCGCGUACGAGCAUGUCGUACUGGUUUAUCCGGCGCCCGGACAGGUGGAGAUCGUGCCCGGCAAGCUUUGGGACAGCGUCAUCGCGACGAUACGGAAUGCGAUUAAAGACGCCAACCUGACCGCGGCCCAGCUCACCUGCCUCAGCAUAUCGACGCAGCGGAACACGUUCGUGUGCUGGAACCGGCUGACCGGAAAUGUGUACCACAACUUUAUCACGUGGAAGGACCUGCGCGCGGACGAACUCGUCCGCAGCUGGAACAACAGUUUGAAGCUGCGGGCGCUCAAAUUUGGCGCCACCGUGCUGCAUUUCUUCACCCGAAGCAAGCGUUUCCUGGCCGGAAGUGUGCUCAAGAUGAUGAACCCGCAGGUGACGCUCCGGUUGGCGUGGGUGCUCGAAAACAACGUGGAUCUUCAGCGGGACGUGAAGGAGGGAACGGUGCUGUACGGGACGAUCGAUUCGUGGUUGUUGUACAGGUUGCGUCAGGGGUUGGACCAAACGCGGACGGUGGAACACAUCAGCGAUGUGACCAACUGCACGGCUUCCGGAUUCUACGACCCCUUUGGACAGGAAUGGGCCGCGUGGGCGCUGAAGUUGUUCAACAUUCGGAAGGAGAUGCUUCCCAAGGUUGUGGACAACUCGUUCGACUUUGGCUAUGUUGAUCAAUCGCUCUUUGGUAGUCCAAUAAAAAUUGGAGCUUCGAUUUCAGACCAAUCGGCAUCACUGUGGGGCACGUGCUGCCUCGAGAAGGGUGAGGUUAAAAUCACGAUGGGCACAGGAUCAUUCCUCAACAUCAACACCGGAGUAACCUGCUUGGCAUCGGUGCAUGGUCUCUACCCUCUGGUCGGGUACCGACUCAAGACUCGUAACAGUAGCUCCGAGUUGGUUUAUUUGAUGGAAGGAGCGUCCAACGAUAAUGGUUCCAUUAUUGAGUGGGCCAUGAGCAUCGGAUUGUUCACGGAUCCUCGGGAAACUUCACAGAUGGCACUGUCGGUCCCAGACUCGGACGGUGUCUCGUUCAUUCCAGCUUUCAGCGGGUUGGGGCCCCCAAUCCGUGACGACACUGCCGGAACCGGUUUCAUCGGGAUCAAAGCGUCCACAAGAAAGGAACAUCUCGUCCGAGCGCUUCUCGAAAGUUUGGCCUACCGAAUCGCACUUCUCUACGUGUGUGCCCUCAAAGAAACCAACUACACCUUCAAGGUCAUCAAGGUCGACGGCGGCGUCUCGCGGAACGAUUUCAUCUGUCAAACGCUGGCCGACCUCACGGGACUUCCGGUGGAAAGGGGCGAGAUCACGGACUCCAGCGCGCUCGGGGCAAUGUUCCUGGCCGGGCUGAACGUCGGGAUUUGGCUCAACAAACAGGAGCUGGUGGACAUUCGGAAGAUCGAGCGAGUCUUCCAACCCAACUCCGCCAAUACUGCCAGAUGCCUGAAGAGCAUGCGCUCGUGGGAACGCGCCGUUGACCGGUUCAAGCUGUGGUACGACGCGGACGACCAACCGAACUGACUCAAACGUGUUGUGAUAAAUUUAUUGAAGCUUGUUUUUGCAAUAAAUGAAAAGUUUGCUACCUUUUUACUUGA
Molecule: messenger RNA, 1849 nt
Organism: Culex pipiens pallens (northern house mosquito)
Lineage: Eukaryota; Metazoa; Arthropoda; Insecta; Diptera; Culicidae
Product: putative glycerol kinase 5
Exons: 7
Coding region: 120-1775 (551 amino acids)
Biological process (GO): triglyceride metabolic process; glycerol-3-phosphate biosynthetic process; glycerol metabolic process
Cellular component (GO): mitochondrion
Molecular function (GO): glycerol kinase activity
Source: RefSeq, a predicted model, not a curated record